This is a messenger RNA of Eublepharis macularius, 3777 nucleotides long. RefSeq names its product leucine rich repeat containing 49 (gene LRRC49). NCBI's taxonomy places the organism in Eukaryota, Metazoa, Chordata, Lepidosauria, Squamata, Eublepharidae. The coding region runs from base 26 to 2275 and encodes 749 amino acids. Gene Ontology annotation, molecular function: protein binding. The transcript has 17 exons. The record is from RefSeq and is a predicted model, not a curated record.
CGCGCUGGUGUCGCCGCCCGUUGCCAUGGUGCCCAGCAAAUGCCGGCCCUCGGUGGGCAGCCGGGCGGGGCCCGCGGUCUCGGGUAGCAAUUUUGGUCUUCAUCUGGUUCUCCAGUCGACGUCGGUGGCAGACAGAGCUAAGCCUUUCGAGUUCCGGAUUCAAAAAGAGCAGCCAUAUCUUCACAGCAAGUUCUUGCAGCACGAUCUUGAAAAAAAUCAUUCUGGAAAACUAGAUGGAAAAUUAAGUCCUUUAUCACGUGCUAGAAAGGUCUACGUUCCUGUGACAACCAACUUGGGAGAUAUUCCUGGCCUGGAUUUGAAACAUGGCUCGGGCUCUGUGUCCGCUUUUGGCGAGGCGACAUAUCCUACCCAUUCAAAAUAUAGAAUUCAGCAUGGCGGUCACAGCGCUGGCUCCACCGUUUCAGAUAAUAUAAAUUAUGGGAACACUGCCUUUCCCUUGGUGCACCGUACUGUAGAAGAGAAAAUACGGCACUCUGAUAGGCUGACCCUUGAAAGGCAGAAAUUGACAGUUUGUCCAAUUAUUGAAGGAGAAGAACAUCUUCGUUUGCUGAACUUCCAGCAUAACUAUAUAACUCGGAUCCAGAAUAUUUCAAAUUUGCACCAUCUUGUAUUCUUAGAUUUGUAUGAUAAUCAGAUAAAAGAAAUAAGUGGCCUUUCUACGCUGAAGUCCCUCCGUGUCCUCCUUUUAGGAAACAACAGAAUACAGAAGAUAUCCAACCUGGAGACCCUUGUAAACCUUGAUGUUUUGGAUCUACACGGCAAUCAGAUCGAUCGCAUAGAAAAUCUCAAUCAUUUAAGUGACCUCAGAGUGUUAAACCUUGCCCGAAAUUGCUUAACGUACGUGGAUAACAUUAAUGGCUUGGAAUCGCUGGCAGAACUUAAUCUUCGAUAUAACCAGAUCACAUCUGUUAAAGAUGUGAAUACUUUGCCCUGCCUCCAACGUUUGUUUCUCAGCUUUAACAAUAUAUCUUGCUUUGACGACAUCCUGUGCCUUGCCGAUUCCUCAUCCCUUUCAGACGUCACCCUAGAUGGCAACCCGAUAGCGCAGGAGACAUGGUACAAGCCCACCGUUCUCCACCAUAUGAUGCAGUUGAAGCAGCUCGACAUGAAGAAGAUCACGGAAGAAGAAAGGCGUAUGGCAUCGGUUGCGUUAAGAAAGGAAGAGGAGAAGAAGCGUGAAAGCCACAAGCAGGCCUUACUGAAGGAGAAGAAACGAUUAACAAUUAACAAUAUUGCACGCCAGUGGGAGAGCCAACAGAGCCGCCUCGCCCUUCUGUCCUCCAGUCAAGAGAAUAACACGAACGAUGAGUCCUGCCAAAGCAACAGGAGCUCUGCGUACGGCUUGGCUGAAGAGACCAGAUCUCUUGACUCGCUGUUGACCAAAACCGUACAAGGGUUGUCCGUCCUUGACUCUCACUUGGUUGAAGUGGAAGGAGACGCUCUAUCUUUGUAUGGCUCCGGGGCUCUGGAAUCCCUGGAUCGGAACUGGAGUGUUCAAACGGCUGGAAACAUUGCCACCAUCACCUUCGUUUUUAUAGACUUCGAUGAAAUCGUUCCAGUAUUACCCAAGCUGAGGAUCAAAUUUCCCAAUUUUGUGCACUUGAAAUUUAAGGAGACAAACCUUGUCACCUUGCAGCAGUUCAAUGCCUUAGCGCAGGUUCGCCGCAUGGAGCAGCUGACGGUUGACGCCCAGGGAAACCAAGUGGUCAGCUUUACCUUGUGGAAGUACUACGUUCUCUUUCGGCUGAGCCAUUUCAACCUGCAAAAAAUAAACGGGGUAGAGGUUACACAGAAUGAUACAGUAAUGGCUGAAAAACUGUUUGGCAUCUUGGCGUACGUAGCAUCUUCACAUUUACCUUAUGGCCGCCUUCUUCCGCUGCUUGGAGAAGCCAGGAAGAAGCAAUUGUGUUAUCUUUUGGAGGCAAAAGGGAAGAAAUUGGGGACUGCUAGCGAAGAUGGCAGCGACCAGCGUAAGCUCGGAGGGGAGAUUGUGAGUCGCUCUGCAUUAAGCUACACCACACGAGACUCCCAGGCAGAGAAGCUGGAGGAAGCAGCGGAAAGGAAGAAAUUCUGCCAUGGCUACAUCCAAGACUUGGUGAAGGAAGCCGCUGACAUCAAUAUGAAAAACGAGUCCUUGCAGAAACUCUGGCCCCAAACGUUCAUUGAACUCGUGCGAGACGCAGUAAUUGAGAUACACAGCAAGGAUUCCUAUAUGAAGUUCUCCUUACAGAGGAUCACCGAUCAAAAAUCUUAAGAUCGGGACUUCUUCAGCCGAUUGCUAGUGUUCUGCAGUUAUCUUUCCGCACGGGAUGAAAAUGAUGUAAUGAAAUUGCCGUCACUGUCUGCCACCCCUCGCCUUUCAAUAAUGGAUUGCCAAGGAGUAACCUUAUUUUCGUAGCCCAAUAUUUCACCGCCUGAUUUCCAGAUGAAAGAUUUUCAUUCCUCCUUUCUACCAAUGUUGCAACAGAGCAUCCUUGGCUGAAGCAGCAAUAUGCAGAUAACUUGAUGUCUGUGUUGUGUUUGAAUCCGUUCCUCACUGCUUUCUGUGGUUGAUAACUGCUCCUGUUUUUGUGUUGGCGCGCUGGUGUUAAGGAAGCCAGCCCCGUUUCCUGUUGCUCACCUUCUGAAUUGUUUUCUGGGUUUGACCCUCUUGCUGCUGCUGUUGAGAACGAUUGUUAACCAGUCAAAAAUACUGGCGUUUAAUGACCGAAAAACAAAUAAAUUAUUCCGUUUAUAAAUCUCAAUUUGAGGUUUUAAAGAUCUUUUGCUUUCAUUCAAUAAAGACCUUUUAUUUAUUUAUUUAUUUAAUUAAUUUGACUUAUAUCCCGCCCUCCCCACGAAUGGGCUCAGGGCGGCUCACAUCAUAAUUAAAACACAAUAGAUUAAUAGCCAACUUUAAAAACAGAUUUAAAAACUUGUAUUAAAAUACUCUGGCUUUUUUGCUUUCAUUCGAUACAGCAAACGUAAGAGCAUCCGGAGAGGCUUGUGGGAUCUGAUGGUUGGCUUGUCUGGUACAGCAUCCUUUUCCAACCGUGGUCAACCUGAGCUUGCCAGGAGGUCCUUGAGAAAGACACAGAGGCGAUAUCCGUCCCCUAUAGUGUGUUCUCUAGCAAUUGGUAUUCAGAGGUAUACUGCCUCUGAACAGAGAGGCUUCAUUUAGUCAUUGUGACUAACGAUUGUUGAUAAACCCAUCCUCCAGGAAUUUGUGUUGUUCCUUUUAAGCUAGCGCCAUCACUGUGCUGUGUCGGAGUGAAUUCCUCCCUCUGCAAUCGAUAGCAGGAAGCCUUUGAUGGAGGGGCUAACGGAUCCUGCAAAGAUUAUUAAAGAAAUCCCUAAAUUGUGUAGCCAGACAUACCGCUCUGAUUCAAACCCAUCAUUUGUUCAGUUGCGCAUCAAAGAUGCUUUGAAGGUUCACUUGGAAUUGUAAUAUAUGAAUCCUGCGAACAUGCACCGUAAUGAUAAUGUUUGUUGGAUACAUUUAGAAAGUCAAGGUAGGCUAGAGUUCCAUUUGUUUUAACCAUGCCUCAUUGAAGCUGCCAAACCGUCCAGUUCUGAGAUUUAUGUCCCAAUUCUGAACAGCUCCAAAGGCUUUAGACAAGGAGACCUAAAAAUAGAGAUCCCUCUUUGAAGAACCUGUUACUGAGUACAAAUAAUUUGUAUGGAUUCUUCAUGUUUUAAAUCUUUCCAUCAAGGCAUACAGAGACUUCUUUGAGUGUUUAAUGUUUAUUCUUAUUGAAAUAAACUCUAAUCUUUUUA